UUGGGGUCUACCAGACCUUGGCUGGGGCAGAAUUGGGUGGGGACUUUUGGCAGUGGAUAAAUCUUAAACGUUUUCAGGGUCAGGAAGGAGAAGGCAAUGAAUCCCAGAACUCAGCUGGAGCCCCAGCCUGUGGAAUGUUAUUACCUACUGUCAAGGUAUUCCAAGGUCUGAGUUCACUUCCAUCAUGGCGUCAGACGUGAGGGGCCGCAUUACAUCACUGUCUAAAGCGCAAGCAAGUGGCCCUCUGAGUGUGGGCAUGUGGUGCAUGUGUGGAUGGGUCCUGUGAAGGAUGCUUGUGCACUGUGGAACAACUCCAAGAUCAUCUUCAAGGUCUCAGGCCCGAUAAGGGAGUUUGCCAAGGUGUGUCUUCCGAUGUGAUCACUUGGGAAAGAGAUUUCCACGUCUUAACGCAGAUAUAAAGGCUGGACACUGCACGGGGAUCAACGCCUGCUCCAGCUCCCUCUCUUCAGGCAAAAUGAAAUCCCUGGUGGCUUUUCUGGUGGUGCUGUCCAUCCUCAGAAUACAAUCGCAGGCUAAGGAGGUUUUUAACAUCUUCGUCCCAGGCAACAAUGGCGGCAAUGUCCAGGAGACCGUGACCAUUGACAACCAGGAGAACACAGCCACCAUCAACAUCCACUCGGGCUCAUGCUCUUCCACCACCAUUUUUGACUAUAAGCAUGGUUACAUUGCGUCCCGGGUGCUCUCCCGGAGAGCCUGCUACAUCAUCAAGAUGGACCACAAAGCCAUCCCUGCUCUGGACAAACUCCAACGGUUCCUCUAUGAGAAGCAGACAAUGAAUGCCAUGGCCUCCACGGAGUAUACCUGGGUCAAGUACAACCCCCUAAAGUCUCUGAUCACAAAGGUGGACUGGUUCCUGUUUGGCUCCCCGAUUGAGCAGCUGUGCAAGCACAUCCCCCUGUAUGAGGGGGAGGUGGCCACGAAGCCAAGAGAGGUGGGCACUGGAGGCUGUGCAAAGGUGGGGAUCCUGGGUAUCCUGGGGAUCUCUAUCUGCGGAGGGAUUCACCUUUAAGAUGGCCCAUCAGUUGACUUCGUCUUUUCAAAGAAACAAACCUUUGGUUGCCACUCAGAAGCAAAACUAAAUUCUUCCCAACAUUCCAUGUACUUAUGAGAUCCAGCAAUAACACAGAAAUGAUAUAUUUACAGAUA
Molecule: messenger RNA, 1167 nt
Organism: Rattus norvegicus (Norway rat)
Lineage: Eukaryota; Metazoa; Chordata; Mammalia; Rodentia; Muridae
Gene: Gkn2
Product: gastrokine 2
Cellular component (GO): basal part of cell; extracellular region
Source: RefSeq, a predicted model, not a curated record